This is a messenger RNA of Hyla sarda, 3220 nucleotides long. It is a transcript of the gene EXT1, whose product is annotated as exostosin glycosyltransferase 1. Gene Ontology annotation, molecular function: glycosyltransferase activity. Gene Ontology annotation, cellular component: membrane. Lineage: Eukaryota; Metazoa; Chordata; Amphibia; Anura; Hylidae. The record is from RefSeq and is a predicted model, not a curated record.
AAUGGGAGAGCAGGGUGCGUGGAUAGAUGAGGUCACAAGCUGUCGUGCGGGGAAUGGAAUGUGUUAGACUAGUGGAGAGCGAGCAGCCUAGAACCCCGCCGACUCCUAGAACCCCGCGGAGCCGAUCGUUCCGAGCUGAGCGCUCCCAUCCAUAGCCGGACCCCGCCGCGGAGCCGCCCGGGAGAUGCAGAGACAUGCAGGGAUUCGUCAGGUUACCGGGCUGUGGUGAGGCGCGAUCCGGCUUGUGGCAGCUCUGAGCCCGCGGCACGCUGGAUGCGGAGCCCCCGGUAAAGUUGAUGAAGUGCCCCCGCUCCCUCAUUGUCCAUGAAGCAUCCGGUGUCUGCCCGGAGUUGAUCGGGAUCCUGUCGCCGCCGCCGCCGCCGCCGCUGCUGCUGCAGUCAUCGAGAACAAAGCGCGUCGGCUCCCAGAUUCCGUCUGCAGAUCUGUGUCGGGUCGACGAGCAUGACAGACCGAAGGGGAGAAGAAAGUUAAAUCAAUCGCCCACAUGCGCUGGAUCAGCCCGAGGAUUGGGGAAAGGAACCAGCAGAAGGUGGGAGAAGAGAGUUUGACAUCUUUCCACUUAGGAAGAUGGCGGAGUGGAGCUGAGAGUGUGGACUGGACGGAAAGUUUGGGGGCGAUUGUCUUUAUCUCCGACCACCAGCCUGAGCCAGAUCGGACACAUGCAGGCCAAAAAACGCUACUUCACCCUGGUCUCUGCCGGCACUUGUCUUGUCCUGCUCUUCUAUCUUGGGGGGUUGCAGUUUAGGCCAUCCAGGACUAGGGAUGACCAUGGGGAUCAAGACCUGCACAGGGGUGUGGAGCACCCAUGGCCUCGCUUCCCUGACCCCCUGCUCCCCUUCAUCCAAUGGGAUCAGGCGGAGAGCGAGGACUUUAACAGUCAGGGUUCCCCCAGGCAGAAGAGGGACGCCAACUCCAGUGUCUACAAGGGCAAGAAGUGCCGCAUGGAGUCCUGCUUCGACUUCUCCUUGUGCAAACGCAACGGCUUCAAGGUCUACACAUACCCUCAGCAGAAAGGGGACAAGAUCUCCGAAAGUUACCAAAACAUCUUAUCGGCCAUCGAGGGCUCUAGAUACUACACCUCGGACCCCGGCCAGGCUUGCCUGUUCGUUCUGAGCCUGGACACUCUAGACCGGGACCAGUUGUCCCCUCAGUACGUGCACAACCUGAAGUCCAAGGUCCAGAACUUACACCUGUGGAACAAUGGUAGAAAUCAUUUAAUUUUUAAUUUAUACUCCGGGACCUGGCCCGACUACACCGAGGACGUGGGCUUCGAUAUCGGCCAGGCCAUGUUGGCCAAGGCCAGCAUCAGCACGGACAACUUCAAGCCCAACUUUGACGUCUCCAUCCCGUUAUUUUCUAAGGAUCAUCCAAGGACAGGGGGGGAGAAGGGGUUUCUGAGAUUUAACACUAUCCCUCCUAUUAGGAAGUACAUGUUGGUGUUCAAAGGGAAGAGAUACCUGACGGGGAUCGGGUCAGACACCAGGAAUGCCUUAUAUCAUGUCCAUAAUGGGGAGGACGUGGUCCUCCUGACCACCUGUAAACAUGGGAAAGACUGGCAGAAGCACAAGGACAACCGUUGUGAUAAAGACAACUUCGAAUAUGAGAAGUAUGAUUAUCGUGAAAUGCUGCACAAUGCCACUUUCUGUCUCGUCCCCCGUGGCCGCAGACUUGGAUCCUUUAGAUUUCUGGAGGCUCUCCAGGCUGCAUGUGUUCCAGUGAUGCUGAGUAACGGGUGGGAAUUGCCAUUCUCUGAAGUCAUCGAUUGGAACCAAGCUGCAGUUAUCGGGGAUGAGAGAUUGUUAUUACAGAUUCCUUCUACAAUCAGGUCUAUCCAUCAGGAUAGGAUCCUCGCACUUAGACAGCAGACGCAGUUUUUGUGGGAAGCUUAUUUUUCCUCAGUGGAGAAGAUUGUAUUGACUACACUAGAGAUCAUUCAGGACAGAAUUUUCAAGCACAUAUCACGCAACAGUUUAAUAUGGAACAAGCAUCCUGGAGGACUCUUUGUGCUGCCCCAGUACUCAUCAUAUCUGGGCGAUUUUCCCUACUACUACGCUAAUCUAGGUGUAAAAUCGCCAACCAAGUUUACCGCAGUCAUCCAUGCUGUGACACCGCUGGUCUCCCAAUCCCAGCCAAUCCUGAAGCUGCUGGUCGCUGUAGCAAAGUCUCAGUACUGUCAUCAGAUCAUAGUCUUGUGGAAUUGUGACAAGCCGCUCCCUGCCAAACACCGCUGGCCUGCCACUGCCGUGCCUGUCAUAGUUAUUGAAGGGGAGAGCAAGGUCAUGAGCAGUCGUUUCCUUCCUUACGAUAACAUAGCGACUGAUGCCGUACUCAGCCUCGAUGAGGAUACGGUGCUUUCCACGACGGAGGUGGAUUUUGCCUUUACGGUUUGGCAGAGCUUUCCAGAAAGGAUUGUGGGUUACCCAGCCCGUAGUCACUUUUGGGACAGCGCAAAGGAGCGAUGGGGUUACACAUCCAAGUGGACUAAUGACUACUCCAUGGUACUAACCGGAGCUGCUAUCUACCACAAAUACUAUCACUACCUGUACACCAAUUACUUGCCUGCCAGUCUGAAAAACAUGGUGGACCAAUUAGCCAAUUGUGAAGAUAUCCUAAUAAACUUUCUGGUGUCGGCCGUAACAAAGUUGCCGCCAAUCAAAGUGACGCAGAAAAAGCAGUAUAAGGAGACUAUGAUGGGACAGACCUCCAGAGCUUCUCGCUGGGCAGACCCCGACCACUUUGCUCAGAGACAGACUUGUAUGAAUACGUUUGCCAGCUGGUUUGGCUAUAUGCCGCUCAUUCACUCACAGAUGAGACUCGACCCCGUUCUCUUCAAGGAUCAGGUCUCAAUCCUACGAAAGAAAUAUCGGGACAUUGAACGACUUUGAGACAUAAACUGCCACCGGAAUGAGCCUUCUUGCCCCAGUGCGUCUCCAUCCACACAUGGACUACUGCUUAUGAACGGUUUUAUUGUGCCGCUUCCACACACGGAAUACACAAAGCGUUUUGGAAACCAGGACUUUGGGCGUCUGGACUCCAUUGCACUGGACUGCUUUACAACACCCACCAAGCUUUGUCGUCUCAGAACUAGGCUGUGUACAGUUUAAUUAUGGAACAUUAAAUAAUUAUUUUUGAAAUGAUUGCUAUGCAGGUUUAAACUUUUUUAAUGAACAAAAACUAUUAAAAUCAGAUCUUUCUUUAA